Messenger RNA from Archocentrus centrarchus (flier cichlid), 607 nucleotides. Its product is annotated as Golgi-associated plant pathogenesis-related protein 1-like. The transcript is spliced from 6 exons. The coding region runs from base 91 to 540 and encodes 149 amino acids. Gene Ontology annotation, cellular component: extracellular region. Lineage: Eukaryota; Metazoa; Chordata; Actinopteri; Cichliformes; Cichlidae. The record is from RefSeq and is a predicted model, not a curated record.
UCACAGGGCAUUACUCCAAACAUCAGCAACCCUCCCACCCCCGAUUGUAGUUAAUUUUGACAUUACUUGCAAGCAGACACAGCAAACACAAUGGCAGAUGAGAGCUUUAAGAACGAGUUUCUUGACACCCACAACGCAUACAGGGCACAGCACAGUGCACCACCCCUGACCUAUAACAGUGAGCUGAAUGAUGCGGCUCAAAAAUGGGCCGAGGAGAUGCUGGAAAAAAAGACUUUGGGCCACAGUCACACUGAAGAUGGAGAGAAUGUCUUCUAUUCAUUCAGCUCUGUAGCCAAGAAACUAACAGGGAAAGAAGCUGUGAAUAGCUGGUACAGUGAGAUCAAGGAUUAUGACUUCAGCAAGCCUGGACAUCAAGGCAAAACUGGUCAUUUUACUCAGGUGGUGUGGAAAGCCUCCACUGAACUGGGUGUGGGCAUAGCCACUGAUGGCAAUACGGUGUUUGUGGUUGGGCAGUACCGCCCAGGUGGUAACAUAACCAAUGCAGGAUACUAUGAGAAAAAUGUUCUCCCAAAAGCAUGAAUACUUUCCAGCUGGCAGAGAGGCAGCUGCUGCACAGAAUGGACCUCAGUACCCAGAGAAAAAGACC